Messenger RNA from Mangifera indica (mango), 2045 nucleotides. Its product is annotated as zinc finger BED domain-containing protein RICESLEEPER 2-like. Gene Ontology annotation, molecular function: DNA binding; protein dimerization activity. The record is from RefSeq and is a predicted model, not a curated record. The transcript has 3 exons. NCBI's taxonomy places the organism in Eukaryota, Viridiplantae, Streptophyta, Magnoliopsida, Sapindales, Anacardiaceae. Bases 132 to 2027 code for a protein of 631 amino acids.
GACAAACAAAGAAAGAGCAAUGAAGCAGCCGCUCACUGACCCUAAUUUCAACCUAAAAAUGCGAGAGUGGCUCUGUUUUUCUUAUUCAAAAGUUUAUAGUAAAUUAAUUAGGUUCUUUUGUAAAAAAAGAGAUGGAAGCAAUAUCCAUUGAAUCUGAUCCUCGUUUUCAUUUUCAAGUUGGAAAGAUAAAAAUCAGCGAGGGAAUGAAGUGUUUGCAUGAUUUAGUAGAAUGGUACAAGGGCAACUUGAUCCCAGAAAACGUUGAAAUCUUUCAUGAAACUAUGACCUACCUUCAGUCUCUUCAACAACAAAUACAGGAGAUCAUUGAAAUAAGAGAACAAAAUGCCCAUUUUAGACCUACUCUAAAUGAAGCAAUGGUGACGGAUACAAAUGUGGAGGAUUCAUCAUGUUUUAAACGAAAAAGGUGGUCAAAGGUUUGGGAGGACUUCACAAAGUAUGUCGACAAAGAUAGAAAGGAAUGGGCUCAGUGUAAACACUGUAAGAAAAAGUUUGUAGGAUCAAGUAAGAGUGGAACCACACAUCUCAAAAAUCAUCUAAAAAGUUGUCCGAGUUUGAGAAAUCUAAGUGGGGUAGUAGAUAUAGCAAGAGAGAAAAGUGUCAUUGAUCAAGAAAUGAAUAACUCUGAUUUGGUGCGAAAGAUCAUCAUGUAUGGGCUUAAUGGCAUAAAAAAUGAAAUAAUUGAUGUUUAUGAACAAGAGAAAGUUAAGUUGCACAAAUAUUUGGAUAAUCUCUCUGGUCGUUUUAAUGUAACAAUUGAUUGGUUAACCAACGGUCAUGAAAUUGGGUUUAUGACAGUUUGGUUUAUAGAUGAUAAUUGGGAAUUGAAGAAGAGGAUUAUUCAAUUGGAGAAUGAUGAUAUUGCUAUAACAAGAGACUUAGAUGAAAAAUCUCUAAAGCGUUUGUUUAUAGAUUGGAACAUAGACAAAAGAAUAUUGUCUAUAGUUGUUGAAUGUAUUCGUGAAUCAAAGGUUAUUGAGCUUAACAAUUGGCUUAAUGAACGAGCUUCUCUUCCUUUCAUGGGGAAUUAUUGUACAUGUGGUUAUUUAUUAAGUAGAUUUGAAUCUAAAGUUAGAUUUGAGGUGUUGAAUAAUGAUAUUUUCAUUAAAGCGAGGAAGCUUGAAGAUUACUAUAUGACACAAUCAAACAAAUUUAUGUUUGAAUUAGCGGUGAGAAAAGCUGAGUCCAUGGGUAAAAAGGUAAGUUCCAAAUAUCAUCCUAGAGAUCAUCUUCAAAAUUUUUAUCUGCUUGAUUGGGCGAUGGGAUAUAAAGGAGCAUUUUGUGAACUGGAGCAUAUAGAUCCGGAUUUCAAGUCUAUCAAUUUUGAUUGGAAUGAGGCAACUUUACUGCACAGCUUGUGGGUAGUGUUGAAUGAAGUCUCUCAAAUUAAAUUGGCAAAUGAGUUUUUCCCUAUACUUUUAAAAGUGCUACAGUUUACAAAAAGUGAGCAUCAUUACAUUCGCCACGUUGCAUCAUGUUGCAUAGAAUAUUUUGAUGAAUACUGCAACAACUCUAAGCUGGUUUUCAUAAUCUCAGUAAUUCUAGAUCCACGGUUCAAAAUGGAUAUUGUACAGCAUUUCCUCAAAGAAAUGUAUGACAAUGAGGCAGCAGACACACACCUGAAAAAAAUCAUUCAUAGUGUUACAAAUAUUUACAAAGAAUAUGCAAAGGAUGUCCAUACCAUGGAAAGACCAUUUGCAUUUUCACAGCAUGCAAAUGAGGUUGCUUUACCAAAAUCAGAACUUGACUGCUAUUUGACAGAUUCCAAGGUUCCUCCAUAUGAAGACUUUGAUAUACUAGAAUGGUGGCGUCUCAAUUCUUCGACUUUUCCAACACUUGCUAGGAUGACUCGUGAUUUCUUAUCCAUACCUAUAUUUGCUCGUUCGAAUGACUUUAAUUAUUCUUUGUACGAAGACAUUAAAGAUAUUUCUAAGACUAGUUUGGAUGUCCACUUAGAACAUGCUUUGAUAUGUACUAAACUUUGGUUGAAAGACCCCGAGAAUAUAUAAUGAAGUUGUUGAAAUACA